Molecule: messenger RNA, 5625 nt
Organism: Terrapene triunguis (Three-toed box turtle)
Lineage: Eukaryota; Metazoa; Chordata; Testudines; Emydidae
Gene: SMOC1
Product: SPARC related modular calcium binding 1
Exons: 13
Coding region: 191-1600 (469 amino acids)
Biological process (GO): extracellular matrix organization
Cellular component (GO): basement membrane
Molecular function (GO): calcium ion binding; heparin binding; extracellular matrix binding
Source: RefSeq, a predicted model, not a curated record
GGGGCAGAGCUGGGCUGCUCAAGUGCCCCGCACGCCCCGGCUAGGGCAAGAAACUGCCUCUGGCUUCUCAGGGCGGCUGUUGUCCCGCAGGCUAAGGGCAGGGCUCCAGCAGCAAGUUGCGCUCCGGCCAGUAGAGAAGGGAAGGAAGGGGGGUUGUCUCGUGCCUGUCGCCCCCAGCCCCCAAGUGACGAUGCUCUCCAGACCCUGGUGCAGCGUGGUGACUCCCCAGCUGCUCCUGGUGCUGCUGCUGCCGCCGCAUCUUCCUCAGGUUCAGGGCCACAGGGCCACUGGGCCGCGGUUUUUAAUAAGCGACCGUGACAGAGACCCACAAUGUAACCUCCACUGCUCCAGGUCCCAGUCCAAACCCCUCUGCGCCUCAGAUGGCCGGACGUACGAGUCAAUGUGUGACUACCAGAGAGCCAAAUGCAGGGACUCAGGUCUGAGUGUGGUGCAUCGAGGCAGAUGCAAAGAUGCUGGCCAAAGUAAGUGUCGAUUAGAGAGGGCUCAGGCACUGGAACAGGCAAAGAAGCCCCAGGAAGCAGUCUUCAUUCCAGAAUGCAAUGAGGAUGGAUCAUUCACACAAGUGCAAUGCCAUACCUACACCGGAUACUGUUGGUGUGUCACUCCCGAUGGCAAACCCAUCAGCGGCUCUUCUGUACAGAAUAAAACUCCUGUAUGUUCAGGUUCAGUAACUGAUAAGCCAUCGAGCCAGGGUAACUCGGGGAGGAAAGUUUCUUUUCGGUUCUUUUUAACCCUCAAUUCAGAUGAUGGUUCGAAGCCCACGCCCACCAUGGAGACCCAGCCUAUUUUUGAUGGUGAAGAAAUCACAGCUCCCACACUUUGGAUCAAACACUUGGUCAUCAAAGAUUCCAAACUGAACAGCUCCAGUAUGAGAAAUUCAGAGAAAGUUCACUCAUGUGACCAGGAGAGACAGAGUGCCUUGGAGGAGGCCAGGCAGAACCCCCGUGAGGGUAUUGUCAUCCCAGAGUGUGCUCCUGGCGGGCUGUACAAACCUGUGCAAUGUCAUCAGUCCACAGGGUACUGCUGGUGUGUCCUGGUGGACACGGGGCGCCCCUUGCCUGGUACUUCUACCCGCUAUGAGACCCCGGUGUGUGAAAGUGAUGCCAGAUCGAAGAGCACAGAGAUUGACGAUCCAUUCAAGGACCGAGAGCUUCCAGGCUGCCCAGAAGGGAAGAAAGUAGAAUUUAUUACCAGCUUAUUAGAUGCUCUGACUACGGACAUGGUACAGGCCAUUAACUCAGCUGCACCUGCUGGAGGUGGGAGGUUCUCUGAGCCGGAUCCCAGCCACACGCUGGAGGAGCGGGUGGUACAUUGGUACUUCAGCCAGCUGGACAACAAUAGCAGCAGUGAUAUCAACAAGCGGGAGAUGAAGCCCUUUAAGCGGUACGUGAAGAAGAAAGCCAAGCCCAAGAAAUGUGCUCGACGCUUCGCCGACUACUGUGACCUCAACAAGGACAAGUCUAUCUCGCUGCAGGAGCUGAAGGGGUGCUUGGGAGUCAGCAAGGAAGGAGGUAGUGCUAGCAGUUUCCCCCAUGGAAAAAGACAAGGCAUUAACCCUUUCAUAGGACGCCUGGUCUAGGAGCAGAUAUGAAUAGAAGACAGGAGGCCACCCGAAGGAUGGACAGACUGACACCCUGCUGCCAUGUGGCAUUGGCAACAUCCAGCGUAGCAGAAGUGGCACCCAGAACAUUUGCACUUUUUUUAAUGAUUGGUUUGGUUUUUUUUGUUUUCUUUAAUGCCAUUAUCUAAUACUUUGGGGGAGGGGGAACGAGAGCAUGACUUAAAAAAAAAAAAAAACCUUUGGACGGCUACUGACAACUUAAGUUUCUGAGUUCACAGGGACUCAAGAAGAAAGAGAUUUUUAUAUACUGUAUAUAAAUAUAUAUGUAAAUUGUACAGUUGUCUUGUACAGGGGUUGGAGUCACUGUUUGGUCCCUCCCCUCAAUUUCAUAGGCUGUUAGGGUUAAAGGGACACCUUGACUUCUGGAAUCCAGUAAUGCAGUGAUGUCUGCAACCGAUCCAUCCUCUGGCCACAAAUUGCUCUCUCUAGCACCUCCGUGUGCAUAAAAGCAAGUGUAUUGCCACAGCUUGUGCUCACAGAUGUGCACUGGGGGUCCCAGUCGUGCAGUAGGCCAGCUGUUUCUUGGGAGUUACUGAAUACACCCAUCUGCCACUGGAGUUGAGGGCCCAUUGCGGUGUGCAGGACUGGGCCUUUGGGAGAGCAGCGCUCCUUUCCAUCAACGAACUGCAGAUAAACGAGCAGGAAUGGGUGCGAAGUUCAAACCUGAACCACGGGAGGCACAAAGAUAGCUCCAGCAGCGGCUGCAGAUUGGGUAGUGGUGAACAACAAACCUGUUGCCAUCAGACAAGGAAAACAUGUAGAGCAGAUGCCAUAUCUUGGACAUCUAGUGGCACCAAGGGCACAAGGAGGAGUGCCAACAGUAGGGAGACUCGGUAUAGGCCCCAGUAGUGCCAGUGGAGAACAGGGAAGGCACAGAAAUCCUGCAUCUUCACGUAUCACAAAGUGAUCAUAGAAAUACCCUCUAUUCAUAUAUAAGAAUAAUACAGAGGAGAAAGCAUGAUGUAGCUCUGCUAUGCUCCAGAAGCCCCCUGCAGUCUGCUUAGUGCUACAGGGGAGAGAUGAGAGCACAUAUGUCAACAGCGAAAGAUACAGCAGGAGGCCUGUCUCUAGGAGUCUAGUUUCAUCUCUGUCGUUUUAGCCCAGGCUCAUUAGGAAGGCACUGUUCAUUACAACCUGAACAAUAGCUGCUCGUACCACGGGUUCCUGUGCUUGCUGUGUGGGACUAUCUUCCCAUGCAGUAGUGUGAACUAUCACAGUUCCCACCUCCCAGGAAUCUCUAUGUUCUGAUGUCUCUAGUGUCAGCCGUAAGGACACACACUCUUAAAGCCGUGGCAAUGGCUCAGCUUGAACAGGCUGCUGCGUUCAGAGAUCACAGCGACCGUUUCAGCUGGUGGUGCCUUGGCCAAAGUUAGUGUCUUGUUCGUCUCAGUUAGACACACUUGUAAAAUCUGUGGAGGGACAGAAUCAGCCAGGUCUGUGCAUUAGACCGUGGGGUACAUGGAGCAUGAUGGGAAGCAGCAGUACAUUCCUGCUUUGUGCAUCUCUAGCCUGUUUGACCAUGUGCACGUUCUGGGGAGGGCAUUAUUUACAACAGCCUCUCAGAUGUCAGACACGUCACGCUCUCCUGCCACUCCGAUUUGGACUGCAACCUUUGUACUCCGCUUUCGUACACGCAUUCUCUAUCUAAACUAGGGUUGCCAACCCUCCAGGAUUGUCCUGGAGUCUCCAGGAAUUAAAGAUUGAUCUUUAAUUAAAGAUUGUCAUGUGAUGAAACCUCCAGGAAUUCAUCCAACUGAAACUGGCAACUCCCUACUACCUGCUGUCUGCAUUCUGCUGCAGUAGGGGGAGCAGCUCUCUGGUGACAUUGUUAUCCAUGUACUUUGGCUGUUUUGCUCGCAACGGGGCUGCUGUGUUAUUGCAUAUAAUGUGCUGAAUGGGAUUCACUCUCUUUCUCACUUGUACACACGCAAUGUGUAAUCUACUCUCAGGCUAAUGAGAAAUGGUAGCCAGGCACCAAUUUGUACAGUGUUCGUGUGAUCUGGGUUUGAAACUAAUCCUUAUUUGGACGGUGGCAAAGCUAUACGUGCAAUACCAUGGAGGUGUCCUGAAAUGGAUACUGCUGCUAGUGCCAGGCAUCGUGCCAUGCUGUUGUAGGGUGACCCCAGAACAUUGCUUCACAGCAGCAUUGCAUCGUGGCAGAGAGGCCUUGCAUCAUGCUGGGCUGCGUGGCUUUGCGACAUGGUGUUGUGACGUAGCACACUCACAGGGUGCUGCUGUUACAUCGCUUGGUGACAACAGUGUGUGUGCUGAACGUGCAUCACAACACAGCAAGCUCACACCACACUGUUCACUAAUUAAAUAUUCAGAGGGGGCAGGGCUCGAUUGCAAAAAUAAAUUGCUCAUUGGAUUCCAGAGCUUGGGACCUUCUGGAUGAGAGCAGGAUUGAAGCUGGGUUAAAGUGUUUGGUCUGGGUUAAAAAAAUCAACAACCACAAACUCAUGACAAGUGUCUCCCUGAAGCACAAAUCUCACAAACCCACCAUAAAGAAGAACGGUUGUCUUUAGUGAACAGCAGCACCCGCUGCUGGCUUCUCAUUGUAAAUUACAUACAUUGUAUGUGCUCUUCUGGCUUUUCCUUUUUAUACUUUGGGGCAGGGGGUAUGUGUGCGUUGAAACGAUUUGGUUUAGUGUAUAAUGAGAAAUGUCAGUUUCCUCCUCUAAUCCUGUUGUGGGAGUGAAGAAUGAACCCAACUUUGUAAAAACUCCUUUUCUUUGUAUACUAGUUUUAGGAAUGCUAAGCACUGGCUGCUGUUUUCACUUAGUCACAGGCAGCACAAGCAGAAGGUUGGAUGCCAGAGUGGGCUCUCUCGUAUGGUCUCUGAGAGCAGCAAAUCUUCAGCAGCAGAAGUGGGCUGGUAGAGGUGGUCUCUGCCUGUUCGCUCAGGGCAGUAAACCCCCCUAAAUCCAGCCUUGGGGGCUGACACUCUAAGACUCAUUGCAUCUUUUCUGCUGGAAACUUUAAGUCAGUGAGCUCAUAUUGCCUAUUGCCAUGUAAACCCUUCUGCAACCUUUGUCCUGCUGUCAGCCCUGCCUCCCUUCUCUCUAAAGGAUGCUUAAGAAACAUACCACACCCACUGUCUGCAAGUUAAUAGUCUGGGCGCCUCUUCAAGGAAGCCAAGCUAUUAUCUGCUUGUAGGGCCAGUCUCAAAACCUGUGGGGUCCUAGGUGAAAUCUGCCAGGGGGUUGCCUUCUGGCCUGGUUCUGCUGAUGGAAUGGGAAUCGAGCAGUACACUGCCUCCCCUUCCAUUCCCGCUGGAGAAUGAGUUGCUGGGUUUACAUAGGGUCCCGAGCAGUUUCUCUCAUGCUUUGUGCCUCACAUUACUGUUUGUGCAUGAGACUCUGAGUUAUUCUGUGCAGCUGGACCAUAAUUACAGCAUAAAUGUGGUCUAGCUUUUUGUGUGUUGGACAGUCACACAGACUAUCCUGGCCCUGUGGCAUAAAUCAGUCAUUCAGUUGUCCAUAUCAAAACUGCACAGUGGCUGCAGCUCUCUGACAGUUCUCCCAGAACUGAAACUAGAAAUGUUAGCAGCAAAUCCUCCUGCAGCAGUGCUACAGUUCCCACCAGAGAACUGAGUGCCACCCCAUCUGUUGGGAGGUAGAGCCGAGCACAUCCUUCCCCAGCAGUAGCAGGCCAAAUGCUGUUCUCAUUUACACCACUGAAGUCCAUCGGUCACACCGGUGUACACGAAAGCAGAACUUUGUGCAUGUCUCACCCACCCUUGUGAAUCCUUCUGAAUAUGUUCAUGGCUUCUCUGCGUGAGUGCUGAAAACAGCCAGGACAAAGAAGAGGCCAAGGGCCCUACAGAGUAAGUCUACAUCCAGCACUGGUCCUGUUGGAGGGGGAAGAUCACCAGUGAAGUAAAUUUGGUAUUGUCUCCCGCAGCAGUUCUGUUGACAGCAUUGUUCAUUAGACUGAAAGACAGCUGGUUGGUUUUGGUUUUGUAAUAAAAUAGAUAAACGUUG